This is a messenger RNA of Culicoides brevitarsis, 1214 nucleotides long. Its product is annotated as chymotrypsinogen A-like. Gene Ontology annotation, molecular function: serine-type endopeptidase activity. The coding region runs from base 86 to 1210 and encodes 374 amino acids. The record is from RefSeq and is a predicted model, not a curated record. Gene Ontology annotation, biological process: proteolysis. The transcript is spliced from 4 exons. Lineage: Eukaryota; Metazoa; Arthropoda; Insecta; Diptera; Ceratopogonidae.
UCGAAGAAAAAUAACGUAUUAAUUUAUUUAUUUCUCUCGAUGCGAAACCUAAAAUGACCUUCGAUUGAAAUAAUAUUGAACAAAAAUGAAUUUUUACUUAAUUUUUUGUCUUUUCUUCGUAGUUUUGGUAGAAAACAGCUUUGCAGGACGUCGUUUAACGAUUGAAGGAAAUCCCUGUCUAACCAGCUUCGGCGAUGAUGGUUUCUGUACUUCAUCAAAAAAUUGCAAAUGGAUCAAGGAAAUUCCCGAAAACGAUUGGACUCUUUGUGAUAACAACUUGAUUUGUUGUAAAAAUUCAUCGUCUUCUGAAACUUAUAUUUUACCUUCAAUUUCAACUCCAUCUCCAUUAAAUUUUAAUUACAAUCGAAUUUUUUACACUCCUGAACAAUGCAAAGAACUCUCCCAACAAUACUCGCGGAUAGCAGCACCUUGGGAAGGAAUCGCCCACGGUGAAGAUGCAAAUCCUCAAGAAUUCCCUUUCGCCGUUGCAAAAUACGACAUUAUGCCGGAUGGCACUGAAGUGCAUGUUUGUGGCGGAACAAUCAUCUCAAAAAGACAUGUGUUGACGGCAGCUCAUUGCAUCACGAACGAAAUUGAAAAUCCACAAUUGGCAGUCAUCAAAUACGGAAGUGUUGUGAUUGAUGAAACUACGGAUAACAAAGUUAGCAAAGUUUAUUACAAUUUGAAUUAUAAAAACUCUGGAUCGGGUAACGAUAUUGCUAUUUAUUUGCUCGAAGAUGACAUUCAAAUCAAUGGAAAUGCCUUCCCUGCCUGUCUUUAUCACGGAAAUGAUGAUCUUGUGUUGGAAAGUAUCGCCUCAAUUGUUGGUUUUGGUCAAGUUACGAACAAAACUCUUCCAAAAAACCUCCAAAAAGCCCAAAUCAACAUAAAAAACGAAGAAACUUGUAAAAUAGUUUAUGAAUUAAAAGGAGCAACAAAACUUUUGGAUCAUCAAAUAUGUGCCGGUGACUCACAAAGCGUAACAGACACGUGUAAGGGCGAUUCAGGAGGUCCUUUGAUACAAAAAUUUGAGAAUAUUUCAACAGUUGUCGGUAUCACAAGUUACGGAUCAGGUUUUUGUGACAGCACGAGAUUUAGCAGUGUGUAUACUCGAGUUUCGUCGUUUAUUUCUUGGAUAGAAGCGAUCGUUCAACAGGAUUUUAAAGAUUUGGAAGAAAUUCCUGUACUUAAUCCAAGAAUUGAUGUUUAAAAUU